Molecule: messenger RNA, 3201 nt
Organism: Owenia fusiformis
Lineage: Eukaryota; Metazoa; Annelida; Polychaeta; Sabellida; Oweniidae
Source: the annotation of a GenBank genome assembly
AUGGCAGCCAAACAUUUACGUCGAUAUUUCCUACUCUGUCUUUUAAUAGGCAUUUUUGACGGUAUUCGGACUGCUCCAGUGGCACAAGCAGAUACUGAUAAUGGUGAAAGAAAUCUGAGUUGGCGUAAUGAUGAAGAUGAUGAUGUAAAUGGAAAUGAUGAGUAUCUACAAGGAACUGGACCAGGAGAGGAAGAAGACGAUGAAGCAAAUGAAAAUGAUGAGUAUCUACAAGGAACUGGACCAGGAGAGGAUGAUGCAAAUGGUGAGUAUAUUCAAGGAAUUGGACCAGGAGAGGAAGAUGGUGAAGAUGAUGAUUUUGGGAUGAAAGAAUGGGAUCAUGAAAAUCAAAAUGGGGAUGAAUUUCAAGUAGAGAAAGAAUGGACUGAAAAUGAAAAUACUAAUGCAGUCAAAACAAAUCCUGAAGAUAAAAGCCCAAAUCCUGAAGUACUAAAACAGAAUCCCGGAGCACCUGAUCUAAAUCCUGUAUUAUCCAACCCAAAUCCAGAUGUACCCAAUCCAAAUCCUGGAGUAUCCAAACCAAAUCCUGGAGUACCCAAUCAAAACCCAGGAAUAUCCAACACAAAUCCUAAAAUUCCUGAAGUACCUAACCAAAGUCCUGAAGUAGCCAACCAGAAUCUAGGAACCAUCGAUCAGGGCAAGUCUGGACUUGAGACCAACAAAGAUGAAAAUGAUAUGGAGAAGGAGACUAUAAAUGAAAAUGACAUAGAAACAGCGGGAUCUGAUAUUCGUGAUGACAAAACAGGAGAUCAGACACAAGAACAACCUGGAAGUGCCCAUGGACAGACACAAGAUCAACCUAACUCUCAAACUGGAGGAAGUGCCCCUGGACAGACACAAGAUCAAUCAAACACCCUAACUGGAGGAAAUGCCCCUGGACAGACACAAGAUCAAUCAAACACUCAAACUGGAGGAAGUGCCCCUGGACUAACACAAGAUCAACCUAACUCCCUAACUGGAGGAAGUGCUCCUGGACAGACACAAGAUCAAUCAAACACUCAAACUGGAGGAAGAGCCCCUGGACAGACACAAGAUCAAUCAAACACUCAAACUGGAGGAAGAGCCCCUGGACAGACACAAGAUCAAUCAAACACCCUAACUGGAGGAAGUGCCCCUGGACAGACACAAGAUCAAUCAAACACUCAAACUGGAGGAAGAGCCCCUGGACAGACACAAGAUCAAUCAAACACCCUAACUGGAGGAAGUGCCCCUGGACAGACACAAGAUCAACUUAACUCCCAAACUGGAGGAAGUGCCCCUGGACAGACACAAGAUCAAUCAAACACCCUAACUGGAGGAAGUGCCCCAGGACAGACACAAGAUCAAUCAAACACUCAAACUGGAGGAAGUGCCCCUGGACAGACACAAGAUCAACCUAACUCCCAAACUGGAGGAAGUGCCUUUGGACAGACACAAGAUCAACCUAACUCCCAAACUGGAGGAAGUGCCCCAGGGCAGACACAAGAUCAAUCAAACACCCUAACUGGAGGAAGUGCCCCUGGACAGACACAAGAUCAACUUAACUCCCAAACUGGAGGAAGUGCCCCUGGACAGACACAAGAUCAAUCAAACACCCUAACUGGAGGAAGUGCCCCUGGACAGACACAAGAUCAACCUAACUCCCAAACUGGAGGAAGUGCCCCUGGACAGACACAAGAUCAACCUAACUCCCAAACUGGAGGAAGUGCCCCUGGACAGACACAAGAUCAAUCAAACACCCUAACUGGAGGAAGUGCCCCUGGACAGACACAAGAUCAACCUAACUCCCAAACUGGAGGAAGUGCCCCUGGACAGACACAAGAUCAAUCAAACUCCCAAACUGGAGGAAGUGCCCCUGGACAGACACAAGAUCAAUCAAACACUCAAACUGGAGGAAGUGCCCCUGGACAGACACAAGAUCAAUCAAACACUCAAACUGGAGGAAGUGCCCCUGGACAGACACAAGAUCAACCUAACUCCCAAACUGGAGGAAGUGCCCCUGGACAGACACAAGAUCAACCUAACUCCCAAAUUGGAGGAAGUGCCCCUGGACUAACACAAGAUCAACCAAACACUCAAACUGGAGGAAGUGCCCCUGGACAGACACAAGAUCAAUCAAACACCCUAACUGGAGGAAGUGCCCCUGGACAGACACAAGAUCAACCUAACUCCCAAACUGGGGGAAGUGCCCCUGGACAGACACAAGAUCAACCAAACACCCUCACUGGAGGAAGUGCCCCUGGACAGACACAAGAUCAACCUAACUCCCAAACUGGAGAAAGUUCCCCUGGACAGACACAAGAUCAACCUAACUCUCAAACUGGAGGAAGUGCCCCUGGACAGACACAAGAUCAAUCAAACACCCUAACUGGAGGAAGUGCCCCUGGACAGACACAAGAUCAACCUAACUCCCAAACUGGAGGAAGUGCCCCUGGACAGACACAAGAUCAACCAAACACUCAAACUGGAGGAAGUGCCCCUGGACAGACACAAGAUCAAUCAAACACCCUAACUGGAGGAAAUGCCCCUGGACAGACACAAGAUCAAUCAAACACUCAAACUGGAGGAAGUGCCCCUGGACAGACACAAGAUCAACCUAACUCCCAAACUGGAGGAAAUGCCCCUGAACAGACACAAGAUCAAUCAAACACUCAAACUGGAGGAAGUGCCCCUGGACAGACACAAGAUCAACCUAACUCCCAAACUGGAGGAAGUUCCCCAGACCAGACACAAGAUCAACCUAACUCCCAAACUGGAGGAAGUGCACCAGGAGAGACACAAGAUCAAGAAGAUUCUGAAAACCGAGACGAAAGUUCUGAACAAGAUCAGGAUAAGAUGCCUCCAAUUGAUACUGCUGUAAGGCCAGAUGAAAAUGUUGUAAGGCAACCAGAACAGAAUGUUGCUGCUGAAGCUUCUAAUAAAAGAUUACCAAACCCUAUUCUUGAAGAGGAAGCAAAAUCAAGUCAUUUCAUGGCAUACUUUCUCACUGCAGUUGUACUGUGCAUUGUGGGAUACGUCGCCUUUCAUAAUAAACAAAAGUUGAUCGCCUAUGUUAUUGAAGGUAGAAAUGGCAAUAGCCGCCGUAGAAGACCGAACACGAGUGAGUAUCGGAAACUAGACACAAAUAUGGAAGAGUUAGCUUCUUUGGUCGAGGAAGAUAGCGAUAAACUCAAGAUUGACGUCACAAAACCUGUAGUAUUUUAG